Messenger RNA from Nicotiana tabacum (common tobacco), 1259 nucleotides. RefSeq names its product ubiquitin-like-conjugating enzyme ATG10. NCBI's taxonomy places the organism in Eukaryota, Viridiplantae, Streptophyta, Magnoliopsida, Solanales, Solanaceae. Gene Ontology annotation, biological process: autophagosome assembly; autophagy of mitochondrion; protein lipidation. Gene Ontology annotation, molecular function: Atg12 conjugating enzyme activity. Gene Ontology annotation, cellular component: cytosol. The record is from RefSeq and is a predicted model, not a curated record.
UUUUCACGUCGAAUCAAAUGAAUAUCAUUAAAAAUAAAAUUAUUUGAUUUGGAGUUAAAGUUGAAGUUUAAAAAGUUGUGGAAACUCCAUAUGAGCUUCCGAUUGAUAAUUACUGGUACUUCAUAUGGACCAUAUAUCUUCGUCUUUGGCGCCUAUUCUUGAAAAUCUCUAACUGAACUCAAAAGUCAAACCCCCAAGAAGCUGAUUCUGAAAUUUUCGAAUUUUCACAGCCGAUAGAUUUUAUCUGAAGAUUCUAUCAUUUCCGUCAAAGAGAAAUGCCAUCAGAUAAGGCCCUAAUUAACAUCUCCACUUGGGAUGGCACCAUUACAUCUACUGAUUUUUACGUUGCUGCUGUUAAUUUUGCUGAGCAAUGGAACAAUUUAGAUCUAGGGUUUCCUCACUGGUCAUGGAUCAACUGUCCAAAGGGACCACUGCUUGCUGCUAGCAAGGUUGGUCUUUGUGCAUUUGCUUUAUAUAUAUGCUUUCGGCUUGUUCUAUAUAUUAUUACUACUUGUAUUCUGCAAUUUGGGCAGGUAGAAGGAUAUUUAUCAUUGGAGAAUAUGAUUCUCCCCGGAUCUGCUGAGGAUGAUCGCAAUGAAUGUGGUCUUGCUGGAAUAGAAGAUUUGACUUGCUCUAACGAAGAUGUAUUUAGUGAUACUGCCAUAUUGGUUCAAAAGCACAGCCAGGAAAGACAUCAUUAUGACUUCCAUGUCGUCUACAGUUCCUCUUUCAGGGUUCCGGUGCUAUAUUUCCGUGCAUACUGCAGUGAUGGAGAACCCUUGGCAAAAGAAGACCUGGAAAGAGACCUUCCAGCUUAUACUGCACAAGAAUUAGCAAUAUCAAAAUGGACUUUUAUGACUCAGGAGGAGCACCCCUACCUGAAUCGGCCGUGGUACACAUUACAUCCAUGUGGAACUGGUGACUGGAUGAAGCUACUUUUCAGUAAUGAACCUUCAGCGGUGUCUCAAGGUGGAGUUGCAGUUGAGAAAUAUAUGAUCUCAUGGUUUUCAGUUGUGUGUCCGAUCUUUGGUCUUAAAAUCCCCUUAAAAUUGUUUGUAAAUGUGUCUAGCUGUAUAACUGUUCAACCAACAAGUCUGAAAAUGUUUCUGAUGUAAUAUAGUUUUAGGAUUUUUUUUCUCAACGUAAAUGUUCUUCUGAACACAGCAGCAAAAAUGAAUUAUCUGUAAGAUGUACCUCUGUUAAAGAUUGCAUUCAGAUGCAAAACAUCAGACUACAGUACAAUAAGUCAUGUUUAAGUG